AUAUCAUCAAUCGGCGAUAAUGUCGACGAUAUCAGCGAUGAGAUCCGUUCUUUUAGUGAAAGAUUCGAUUACGUAUUCACUACUGGUGGCGUAGGACCUACGCAUGACGACAAGACUUAUAUAGGUCUUGCACGAGCGUUCAACGAAGACCUACGAAGAUCUCCAGAGAUCGUCGCGGCCAUCAAACGUUACUUUCCUGCGGGACAGUUGUCAAACGAGCACAGCUCAUUUGUUGACAAGCUGAGCAUGAUUCCCGCCUCUGCAGAAUUACUUUGGAGUAAAGAAGCUGAUGGGAGACCUUCAAAUUUCCCUGUUGUAAGGACGCGAAAUGUGGUCACGCUACCCGGUGUUCCACGUUUCUGCGAAAAAGCUUUUAAGGAAUUGAAGGCAAGUGGCCAACUUUUCCCUCCGUCCUUGAAGCCCAUGUUCUCAAAAACAAUCUACACAUCGAAAGAUGAGGUGAAAAUUGCUAAUGAUCUGGCGGAGAUUGCUUCGAAAUGUGACGGAGUUGUGGAAAUCGGGUCCUACCCUGUCAUGGCGAACACGUUUUUCAAAACAAAACUUAUAGUUGAAAGUGAGUCUUCGGAAUCAGGACAAGCUGUUACUGACGCGAUCUACGGCAUUUUAGAAGAUACUGUCGUUCACUACGAUGAGGAGCCAUGGGUUGAUACUGUCAAAAAGUUCAACAGUUAUCGAGAACGCGAGCUAGAGAAGAAUCCAGGAUAUGUAGCUCGACUAGAUGAUGCACUUGUAAUAAUCAGGGAUAUCUUGGAAGAAUAUCCCCUGGAACAGAUUAGUCUCUCAUUUAAUGGCGGAAAAGAUUGUACAGUCCUCCUCCAUCUGUUUCGAUUAGCUGUGGAUGAAAAGUAUGGUCCUAAUGUUGGGAUUCAAGGAUUUCAUAUAAUGGUUGAAGAUCAGUUCCCCGAAGCGACUCAGUUCAUAAUCGACGCGGCCAGG
Cooperia oncophora is the source of this 957-nucleotide messenger RNA. The record is from the annotation of a GenBank genome assembly. NCBI's taxonomy places the organism in Eukaryota, Metazoa, Nematoda, Chromadorea, Rhabditida, Trichostrongylidae.